Rubroshorea leprosula is the source of this 584-nucleotide messenger RNA. Lineage: Eukaryota; Viridiplantae; Streptophyta; Magnoliopsida; Malvales; Dipterocarpaceae. The record is from the annotation of a GenBank genome assembly.
GCAGAAUCAAUCUCCACUCCAUCUCUAGAAUCAAUCUUAAUCCAUUUCUUCUUCUUGUCUUAAUGCUCUCUCAUCUCCACUCUUCUACAAAACCAAUCUUAACCCAUUUCUUCUUCUUCUCUUUUCUCAAGAGAACUUGAGAAACAGAACCCAGCUACUGGGUUUCAUUGAAGCCUCAAACUUAAUAGAUCUUAUCAAAUCAAAUUAACCCUUCAAUAAACAAUAUCAAUCAAACUCUAAUCAAAUUCCAACAAAAAUACAAUCAAAUUGUAAAUCAACUCUCAAAUUUAUUAACAACUGGAAAUGAAAAUCAAAAGAAGAAUGAAAAAACAUGAAUCCAGCAUCGAAACAGCAAAGUUGGGUUCAUCGAAACCCAGCUGGGUCUCGUUGGAACCCAACAAGGGAGACCCAGCCAGGCUGGGUUCGACAAGACCUAGCAGGCUGGGUUCGUCGCAGCCAUGGAAUCCAGCCUGGUGGAGACCCAGGGCAGGAAAGAAAGAAGGGGAAGAAGAGGGAUUGGGUGGGUGAGGGUAGUUAGGUAAAUUUAUUUGUUUUUAUUUAAACUAUAAAUAUUAAUCUACGUG